Messenger RNA from Aspergillus terreus NIH2624, 1761 nucleotides. Its product is annotated as GID4/VID24 family protein. Bases 1 to 1761 code for a protein of 586 amino acids. NCBI's taxonomy places the organism in Eukaryota, Fungi, Ascomycota, Eurotiomycetes, Eurotiales, Aspergillaceae. Gene Ontology annotation, cellular component: extrinsic component of membrane; GID complex. The record is from RefSeq and is a predicted model, not a curated record. The transcript is spliced from 3 exons. Gene Ontology annotation, biological process: proteasome-mediated ubiquitin-dependent protein catabolic process; negative regulation of gluconeogenesis; protein catabolic process in the vacuole.
AUGCCUCCUGCCAACACGCCUUUGGAUACACCUCGGUCACCGUCCAUCGCCGUUGCCAUCCCCGUGCCCUCUGUCCCCGCUUCUGCAUCCGAUGAUGUUCAUGAUGAUAACGUGAGCUUCCUGCGGUCUCGUGUACGCUCCCCGCCAGACUCGGUCUCCUCCCUCAGUCGCCAACGUCGUCGCCGACAACAAAUUCUGUCCGAGUUGGAAGUGGACCCCAUGAAUCUGGACGACGAUCCGACUAAUCUCAUGUCUGUCGAAAUCAACCGGCGCAUCCCCAUAGUGAGACGGCAGCGCGAUUCCGAUCCCCACCGGAGUCACAGCAACAUGCCCAACUACGAGAGUCGCGUCUCCAGCUCUCGCUCACUGUAUGGAUGGGCUCCGGCCUCGGAUGACGAUGAGGAUCCCGACGAUGAUGCCGCAUACGAACCCCUACAAGACACUAAUAGCAUCUCAUCCUGGUUUGGUCGGUUCCCCGAUCGCAACGGAGCCGCUCGACGUCACGCCCGCCGCGAAACCAGUAAUCCACGUGCCUUUCCCGAUGACCCAGUAGAUCCCAACAUCCAUCGCCAAGUGGAACGCCGGGAACCAUCCCUCUCCUCGACCGAAGCUUUGCUGCAGUCCGUGCGACGACAACCGCGGUUCUCCCGCACCCGAAUGCUGCAUGAUUAUCUCCUCGACCGAGAACGGUCCGGCCAGGGUUCUGAAGAGAGUAGAGAGCGAUCGGCCGCCUCUCGAGCAUAUCGAUUUAUCCCCAGCAGCCGUGGUGAGCCGCAUCGGCUUCUGACACAUAAUGACCUGCGUGCGCGCAUCAGUGCUCAUCGACAAUUACAUACGGAGAAUCCGCCCAGCCCCCGGCUAAAAGAAACGAUUAAAUACCUCGACCGUCUCCGAGAAUCGAAAUCGUUAGAGGAAAGCUUGACCUCCGCUGCGGCCGGAGGGUUUGUCCAGCUCGACUUUCUCCCCUGGGACGAGGACGAUUUCAUCCUCGACACGGCGUCGAUCGCCCCGCCGCCGGUCUGCUCCUGGCUGCGACCGGGGAUGGUAUUCGCAGGCUCCCAGAGGGCCGCCAGUAGCAUCAACUCGAUCUUCUCGCAGCGUCUGCCCACAUCGCCUCUGUCGCAUGACCCGAUGAUCGUCAACGGUAGCGAACAGAACAACGGCCGGAUCAGCGUGUACACGAGUAGUGGCCGACGGUAUCUAGCUAAUAACAUAUACAAUUUGGGAGCGGGGAAGGAUGAGAAUUGGCCGGUGAAAGUCACCAUUCACAACGUGAACGAACACGACAUGACCCUCUCCGGAACGAUGGAGGCAUACAACAUCCCGGACAAGACCUCCCCCUCGCACGAUGCACACAUUAUUACCUUUCUCGAAGGCGAGAUCAUCGACUUCAACAGGCACACGCUCGAAACCAAGAAUUUCAAGGCCGACGCGGAAAUUGACAGUACAUACUGGCGCGAACUGCAGCCGUUCAAGAACCUGACCGACGAGGAGAUGACGAGGAACCUCGUCAGUCGCAAAUGGAUCACGGAGGAAUUAUCCCAGGGGUGGAUCUUGAUGCGGUGGAAGGAACGAUGCUUUAUCACCCCCACCGACUCGCGACAAGGCCUCACCAUCUCCGGUUUCUACUACAUCUCUCUCCACCGCGAAAGCGGUCACGUCGAGGGUCUCUACUACGACCCGGGCAGCUCGCCAUACCAACAACUCUCCCUAACGCCAGAAACCAGAAAGAUGGUGCGACCAUCGUACGGGUUCCGGUAG